Molecule: messenger RNA, 3051 nt
Organism: Haplochromis burtoni (Burton's mouthbrooder)
Lineage: Eukaryota; Metazoa; Chordata; Actinopteri; Cichliformes; Cichlidae
Gene: gprc5c
Product: G protein-coupled receptor, class C, group 5, member C
Exons: 5
Coding region: 682-1848 (388 amino acids)
Biological process (GO): G protein-coupled receptor signaling pathway
Cellular component (GO): intracellular membrane-bounded organelle; signaling receptor complex; extracellular exosome
Molecular function (GO): G protein-coupled receptor activity; protein kinase activator activity
Source: RefSeq, a predicted model, not a curated record
CACAUUUUCCAAAGAUAGCCAUCAGACUGUGUUGGAGUCUUUGCCAGGCCGACUCUGGCAAGACAUCAUUUGACAUUCUCUAAAGUUUCACCGGCACAAAAAUCCUCUAAAAAGUUUAGAAAACCAAAGUAUUGAAAUUGAAGAUGCGCCUUAAAUAUGCUUAUAAUAUUUCCCCUGGCAACAGUUACAAAAAACAACUCAACAAAUAUUAAAAUGAACGGUCUAAGAACUUUGUUUGAUCAGUGGUCACGCCCUGAAACUGGGAGUAAAUGUAUUAGUUAAUUCUGUCUGUUUGAGGAGUGACAGAGUGGAGGACAUGUAGAAAAAGAAUAUGUUUGCCUCUUUGUUCCAGAAAGAUCCGUCUUCCUGAUUGAGUAACAGAAGGUCAGAAAGACCGAAUGUCCGCACGCCGCAUCUAUCGAUUUGACUCAGAGACUGUCCUCAGUUUGGUGUAAUUGGAUCUGAUAGGGACGAAAAGAAACAGCCAGACGAGGCAGAAAGACAAAACCAGGAUUGCAGAGAUGUUUAUUCACAAAACAGAUGCUCAGAUUUUAUGUAAUUCAGCAGAAAACACUAAAAAGCAAAACCUUUGGAUUUGAGUUGACCAGAGUUUUAGCAGACAUUCCCUGUUUGUCCAUCUGAACAGGUGCUGCUAGAGUCCCAGAGCAACUCCCAGGCUCCAUGGCCAGCAACAGUACUCCUAAGGGCUGCGGCCCAAACGUGGAUUCCAUUUAUUACAAUCUGUGUAGCACUGAAGCUGCAUGGGGCAUUGUGCUGGAGGCCUUAGCGGCAGCUGGCAUCGUCUUCUCCUUCGUGCUCUUCAUCUCGCUGCUGGCCAGCCUGCCCUUCCAUAAAGACUACAACCGCAAGAGCUCGGUAGCUCUUCACGCCUUCUUCCUGAUCUGCACUGCUGGUCUCUUCUGCCUAACCUUUGCCUUCAUCGUGGGAGAGAACUUCUCCACAUGUGCUUCACGGAGGUUCCUCUUUGGGGUGCUGUUCAGCGGCUGCUUCGCCUCCCAGCUGAUGCAGUGUGUGAGGCUGAACAUCCUGGCCAGACGAAACAGCGGGCCUCGAGUUUGGGUCUUGUGUCUUGGGGCGUUGGGGCUGUGGCUGGUGGAGGUGAUCAUCAACACAGAAUGGCUGAUAAUUACAAUUGUGCCUUCCAACACCACAGCUCAAACUAGCAAAGCUAUAGCCGUGCCUUGUGACAUUGCUAACGAGGACUUUGUCAUGGCGCUCAUCUACGUGAUGGUUCUGAUCCUGGCUGUGGUGGUGGCGAGUCUGACCAUCAUGAUGGGCAAACACGCACAGUGGAAGAAGGAAGGCGCUUGCAUCCUUGUGACAAGCCUCUUUUCAGUGGGUAUUUGGGUGGCGUGGAUCGUGAUGUACGUGUAUGGGAAUGGGAAAACCGGGGGUCCAACAUGGGAUGACCCAACCUUAGCCAUCGCUUUGGUAGCAAACGCCUGGGUCUUCAUUAUCAUGUACACCAUUCCUGACGUCUGCUGUCUGAACAGUGACGAUGAGAGUCAACAAGACUACACAGAAGAUCUUUGCCAAAACCAAGGAGUUGGAUACGAGACGAUCCUGAAGGGACAAUCCUCCCAGAAUGUGUAUGUGGAAAAUAAGGCUUUCUCCAUGGACGAGUCCAACCAAGAUUCCAAGCCCGUGUCUCCAUACAGCGGCUACACCGGUCAGAUGCGUAACUCGGUGUACCAGCCCACUGAGCUGGCUCUCAUCAGCAAAGGAGUUGGAAAUCAGCAGCUACCAGACCCGUCCUUUGACAUCUUCAUUCCCAGAGCUUCCAUUGGCUCUGCGGCCAACAGCGGGAGCAGCACACCGCCAACAUAAAAGGAGACCGGGAACACAGCACGCACACACAAGUGGGCAUGGUCUGCAGAGGACAUCCCAGUGGUGAACGUGCCUCAGCUCGCCAGACCCCAUCAGAGUAACUUCGGUUCACAUUUUCUCGGUUAUACUUGCUGACCUUUUGUUUUCUAUUGUUUGUGGUUCCCUAAGCUGGUCCUAAGAGGAACCUUCAUCCCCAGUACAUGGAGAUGAAUGGGAGGUCAUCCCACUGAGGAACAGAUAAACCUCCCAUUGACUGAUUUAUUAUGUUCCCCUGGGUAUCAGACAGUCAAGAGCUUCAUUUGAAAGUCAAAGCACGGAAUGAAGCUGCGGCUUUGCUGCAGAACAAAAACUUGUGCAGUGGUCGGCUUUUUCUGACAGGGAAGCGCGAGCUCUCUGCUGGACCCAAACACACAGAUGAAAGUCACGUAACUGAUGCCACAAAAACUGGGAAAUGUUUCAAGUGUCUUUGACUCAACAUUAUUUUCAAUUUACGCAUUAAAGUUAGAUUGCAUUCACUUAGAUUAGAAGGAUAUUUUGCACAGUUAAAUGUAAUUAUUGAUGUCAUGUUUUUGAGCCCGGGUUGUGAUUAUUGUUGAUAACCACAAAGUUAACACAUGAAAUGAAGUUUUUGAAUUAAUUUAAAUGUACAACGCUCUCAGUGAGUCAUGAUGCACGAAUGUACUGGAUAAAUGUAUAUAUGUAAUACUGUCUAAAGCACUGCUGUGCCAUUUAAUUAUGUUCAAUACAUGUUAUACUGGAGAGACCUGCCUGUGGUUAGCCUGUUUUGCUAGCUUAUUAUUAAUCAGUAUAUUUCCUCAUAGAAGACUUUUUUUCAUUUCUGAAAAAUCAACUUUUCUGUCAGUAUUUCUUUGGAUAAAAUAAAAAAAAUUCUAUUUCAUUUGAGCAAAAACUGAAAAAAUAAAUUAUAUAUAAUUUUUUUUUAAAUUCUUGAAGGAAGUUUAUCAUAGAGUUGAAUGUUGUAAAUGUAACUAUAAGAACUGCUAUUGUAUGAGCAAAAUUGGUACUGCCAGCAGAGAGGGGACGUUAUUUAACUAUGUGGGUGUUAAUGACCAGAAUCUGCCAUUAUGUCUUUUACAUUUUAGCUUUCAGUUACCUUUACUAAUAGUCUUAUGCAUUCUUUUGUUGUACAGUAGUCGUCCUAUAAAUGUCAUAUACCAUAAAGUGAACUCUACUCCACUGAAA